GAUGACAACUGAGGUAACCAAUAAUCCGGCUCCGCCACCCUUUAAGCGCAAUAAGAAAAAGAAGAAAAAUGCUCGGUUCCUGCGUAAUGCCAAGGGGUUUGCCAAGCAGGGAAUCUAUGGACGAGGAACCCACAUCGAUGAUGAUCAGUACAAUUAUUUCAUAAAUAUUUUGGAUGCCAUGAAAAACGGUUUCGAAGAUGUUGAGGAGAAGGUCACAAUGGCCAACAAUGUUUUCGAACAGACCAAAGAUAAUGAAGUCCAUUUGGCCUCCAAUCAAAUUGUGUGCAAAGUCUUGGAAUCGUUGUGUGGCUUUGUGGAACCGUCACAGUUGGAAACCUAUUUCCAUGCUUUUGCUGAUAAUUUCCGGCCAAUAUGUUCCGAUCGUUUUGCCUCACAUGUUCUACAGAAAAUGGUGGAAAUUGCCUUUUUGCGAAGUGUGAAGAAGGAUAAACUGAAGCAGACUAAAGACGAAGAUGAUGAAGAGGACGGCGAAGAGGGUCCAUCGAGUAAUAAAAAACCUAAAUUGUCCCAAGAUGUUAUUAGCGAGGAACGUUACAAUUUGGACACUGAAUUCCCCGAGGAACACAAACAAAAUUGUUCGAACUUUGUGUUGAGAGUGGGUAAAUUUAUGUUAAACAAUUUGGAAGAUUUUGUAUGGGAUUCGUGUGCCAGUCAUAUUAUGCGUACAUGUAUUUUAUGCCUAUCUGGUGUGCAUGUAGCUAAGGUGGCCUUUGAAAAGGGAGGUGCAGUUAUGGCCAAGGAACGUAAGGUCUAUGAAGUUUCCGAGGAAUUCCAGGAGGUAGCCAAGGAGUUUGCACAACGUUUAGAAAUGUGGCCACAGUUUUCUGACUUUCCAUAUGAUGAACAUUCUUCUGCCCUGUUAAGUGUCCUGUGUGUGGCCUUGAAGGUGAUUGAUAAAAAUAUGCUAAAACAUUUUGGUAAAAAGAUUCUAAUGGAAGGACUACUGAAAGUUGAUGAUAGUGGGGAUGAUAAGAAAAUUGAAAUUCUGGAUGAUGAGGAAGAACAACAGAAACAGGAGCCCAUGGAAACGGAAAACAAAGGGGAGGAGGGAGAAGAAGGUGGUGAAACAGAAAAAUCUACCGCACCUUUACCCAAAUUACCCAAUGUAUUUCAUUAUCAAUGUUCGGUGAGACUACUGGAAACUCUACUUACAGUGGCUGGUCCCAAACUUCUAACACAACUCUAUGCCAUGUUAUUUACCAAUAAAUUGGCCAUAUUGGCCAAGGAGCAGUUAACAAAUUUCGCCGUACAAAAACUAUUGCAAAAUAUCAAAGAGAAAGAAGAUUUUGAAAAUGUCUUCCAAGAGCUACAAGAACACAUUGAAGAACUGUUAAAGAUAGGACACACUGGUGUAAUAUCUGGUCUGGCCUCGGCUUGUUUACGGCUUCAAACCAAACAGGGCCAAUUUAUUUCGGCCCUGCAACAAGCCUUACAUGUCAGUGGCGACAAGGAAAAAAUGAAAUCCUUUUUCCUAUGUCUCAUCAAACUGAAACCCUUCGAAAUUCUACAAGAAGACAAAUCGGCCUUUGUCCAUCUACAUGGCUCCCUAAUCAUACAGGAUAUUUUACGCUUUAAUAAACCCAUCUUCUUGGUUAAUUGUAUUUUGGAAACAUCAUCGGAAUAUGUGGUGUCGGUAUUCAACACACCCAAUGGUUCUCAUAUCUGUGAUGCAUUUCUACAAAGUAAAUUUAUUGGUGAGAAAUCACGUGAGAAAUUAAUUAAACAUUUGGAAGGUUACUACGUGGAUUUGGCCAUAACGAAAUUUGGUUCACGAGUUGUUGAGUCAUGUUUUGCUGCAGCCUUGGAGCCACAAAAGGCGAGAAUUGUCAAGGAACUGGCAGAGAAAUCGAAUAUGUUAAAGGGUUCACCAUUUGGUAAAUUGGUGUGUACCAAGCUACGUGUUGACACAUAUCGUCUAUCGGCCGAACAAUGGAAGGCUAGCCUAAAGAAAAAAGAAUCAAAAGCACAGGAAUUAUUUAAGGAUAUAAUAAAUUGA
Messenger RNA from Musca vetustissima, 2017 nucleotides. RefSeq names its product nucleolar protein 9. Gene Ontology annotation, biological process: endonucleolytic cleavage in 5'-ETS of tricistronic rRNA transcript (SSU-rRNA, 5.8S rRNA, LSU-rRNA); ribosomal small subunit export from nucleus; endonucleolytic cleavage in ITS1 to separate SSU-rRNA from 5.8S rRNA and LSU-rRNA from tricistronic rRNA transcript (SSU-rRNA, 5.8S rRNA, LSU-rRNA). Gene Ontology annotation, molecular function: RNA binding. Gene Ontology annotation, cellular component: nucleolus; preribosome, small subunit precursor; 90S preribosome. The record is from RefSeq and is a predicted model, not a curated record. NCBI's taxonomy places the organism in Eukaryota, Metazoa, Arthropoda, Insecta, Diptera, Muscidae.